Messenger RNA from Chaetomium globosum CBS 148.51, 993 nucleotides. RefSeq lists its product as uncharacterized. Lineage: Eukaryota; Fungi; Ascomycota; Sordariomycetes; Sordariales; Chaetomiaceae. Bases 1 to 993 code for a protein of 330 amino acids. The transcript is spliced from 5 exons. The record is from RefSeq and is a predicted model, not a curated record.
AUGGCGACAGCAGCCGCCUUCCAAACGCUCGAGCAAGAAUCGGAGCCUGCCAUCACGGAGACCCAAGAAACACGAUCGCCACAAGUCAAGGACACCGCUCAGCCACAACAAGUGCAGGAGCCGUUCGAUAUGAUUGACAAGCAUGGCAAUACCGUUCUAACUGUACCUGCGAGCCAGGUGUCGGACCAGACUGCACUUCAGGUCGUCGCAGAGGGCCAGAACACCCUGGACAGGCCGGGCAACACCGAUAACGAUAGUCACUCCCAAAAGUGCAAAUACAACAAGAUCCUGACAACCGAUGCCAAUCAGGCCAUCCGAGAUCGUCUGAAGGCAUGCGAGUACCAGGCCCGCGUCGGAUAUCUCUUGUCAUUGCGGAUCUCUAGCGAGCAGGAGUUGGUCGACUUCAAUUUCAGCGGCAUAACGGGGUCCCAGGCCGAGUUCAUCAAAGAUUAUUGCAGAGGUCGCAUUGUUGGGAACGGUAGUACCUGGCAACACCGUGCACUGGACAGGAUCAUUGAAUUUAUCAAGGACUACAUGGAUGAGCAUCCGUUAUUUGCCCAGUACAAGGACAUGAAGCUUAUCCAUUCUGAAAUGAAGCGGGUCUACGACCCUCAGUUGUUUGUAGAGCUGUUCGACUUCUGCAAGGGUCAUCUCGACAUUGCGGGAAGUGGCCCCAAUGUCCAGAAGUGGUGUCGCGCAUUGUUUGUGGAGAUCACGAGCUCCGCAAAAAGGCAUGUGGACUGGCUUAUGAUGGGACCAUCUCGCCCAACCGAGGCUACUUCCGACGGCCGCCCGGUCAAUGAUAGGGAAUGGUUCAUCAACAGAUGGAAGAAUGUCGCCACCGUCAGGAGUUGGGACAGCAUCCGGUGUGACCCCACGGAAAUCAAGCGGGUGCCCAAGUCUCAGAAAAAGAAUUACGUUCGCAAAGCAAAAAGGCAGUUCCUGAGUGUCGACAACGAUCCCGACACCUACAUCCCAUCCGACGCCGAGUGA